This is a messenger RNA of Penicillium bovifimosum, 183 nucleotides long. RefSeq lists its product as uncharacterized. Bases 1 to 183 code for a protein of 60 amino acids. The transcript has a single exon. The record is from RefSeq and is a predicted model, not a curated record. Lineage: Eukaryota; Fungi; Ascomycota; Eurotiomycetes; Eurotiales; Aspergillaceae.
AUGUCGCAUAUGCACCCGAGUCCCGGCUCUGGGUGCGGCAGGAGGUCCAAGCAAAGCGCCUACGAAUUCAAUGGCUCAACACAUUCAGGUGCAUAUGCGACGUUCUUGAGGGAAAAAGAUGUGCCAUCAAUGCUGGGCCCGGACUCGAUGGUGAGUCCCGAGACACGGAGGUCGGAUGCUUAG